Hydractinia symbiolongicarpus is the source of this 3114-nucleotide messenger RNA. RefSeq names its product solute carrier family 40 protein member 1-like. Gene Ontology annotation, biological process: iron ion transmembrane transport. Bases 411 to 1931 code for a protein of 506 amino acids. Gene Ontology annotation, molecular function: iron ion transmembrane transporter activity. Gene Ontology annotation, cellular component: membrane. The record is from RefSeq and is a predicted model, not a curated record. NCBI's taxonomy places the organism in Eukaryota, Metazoa, Cnidaria, Hydrozoa, Anthoathecata, Hydractiniidae. The transcript has a single exon.
UAAUUUCGAAUUUCUCUAGGACAGUUUUAUCUUUGGCUAAAAAAAUGGUAUAAAUAACAAAACGAAUUGCAGAAUUAUUUCAUUCUAUAGAAACUUUAGAUAUCAUAUUUAAACACUAAGAAAACUAUAAUGUGGAAUGAAUGCUCUUUUCUAAGUUUUAGAUUGGGUAUCUGUUUAAGAUAAGCACAAUACAGGAGUGCCAAGUUAAAUAAGGAUUGUGAUAGAGAGGGAGUGCACUUAAAUAGGGUGUUGUCACUUAUUUCAAUUUUUAUACAUGUUAUGUAAGCAGGUUUAAAAUGUAGGUUUAAAAUUUAAAACACUGGAAAGUAAUACUGAAAACUCAUAAUUACUGCAAAACUCAUAAUUACUGCUAAACUGAACUUGUUAUUGUUACUUUAGCAAGAAACAAAAUGAGACCUGAAAUAACACUGUGUAUUAGCUCUUUUUUCUCAGCAUGGGGUGACAGAAUGUGGAGUUUCGCAGUUGGUUUAUACAUGAUUAAAUUGACACCAGGCUCUUUUCAGUUAGCAGCUAUAUAUGGCCUGGUUCUUACUAGCAGUGGUGUUUUGUUUGCUCCUGUAGUGGGAGAUUGGAUUGACCGAACCAAGAGGCUAAAAGUAGUGCGUAUAGUUUUGCUACUCCAAAAUCUUCUUGUCAUAAUCUGUGCUGUGGUUAUAUCAAUUUACUUAUUUCUUACAAAUCAUUCGCAAGUGUUAGAACUCCUCAAAGCUCUUAUAAUUGUACUUGGGGCAUUGGCUAACUUGGCGGGGCAAGGUGAAAAAAUAGCGGUUACAAGAGAUUGGAUUAUGGUUGUCGUCAAAGGUGAUAAAGCACUUCUAGCCUCUACAAAUGCUAAUCUACGUAGAAUUGACUUGUCAGUUGCCAUUACAGCUCCAGUUGCAGUUGGGUUUUUAAUGUCUGUUGUAUCAGAUGUUGCUGGUAUUGCUUUUAUUUGUUCAUGGAAUGUGAUAUCAAUGGUAGCUGAAUAUUUACUGCUAAACAAAGUUUAUAAAGCUGUUCCUGAAUUAGCAGAUAAAAUUUCAAAAGAUAGUUUUAUUAACUCAAAUCAAGUGACUGAAGAUAAUAAGAACGAGGCCAGUGUGAAAACAAGAAGAUUAACAACUAACCUUAACUUUUUGCAUCGGUUUAAAAGUAUGAUUUCUGGUUGGGUUGUAUACAAACGUCAAUCUAUUGUCCUUGCAGGCAUGGCGCUAGCGUCACUUUACUUAACAGUACUUGGUUUUAAUGCUAUUACAACUGGUUAUGCAUACUCGCAAGGUUUAUCUGAAUUAAUUGUGAGUGUUUGUUUUGGCCUUGGUUCCUUAGUUGGAAUUGCUGGGACCUUUCUUUUUCCUUGGCUGCGUAAUAAGUUCGGACUGGUUAAAGCCGGUUUCUUUGGCUUUUUUUCACAAUGGACCAUGCUUUUAUUAUGCGUUGCUUCAAUAUGGGUAAGAGGAAGUCCUAGUGAGAUGCUGACCCAUGAUAAAGAAAAUUCUCAUAAUAUGUCUUCACAAGGCUUAGCAGUGGUUAAUGGACAAUUCAACACAACUCUGACUCCUGCUAAACUUACAGAGAUAGAUUUCACAUCAGUUUCUGUAUUAAUGGCAGGUAUUAUUUUGUCACGUGCUGGAUUAUGGAUUAUCGAUUUAACAAUCACGCAACUACAGCAAGAAAACGUACCUGAAGAUGAACGUGGUGUUGUUGGAGGUGUUCAAUAUUCUUUCAAUUCCAUCUUAGAUUUGUUACAUUUUAUUGUUACUAUAUUUCUGCCAAAACCCCAACAGUUCGGUUAUCUAAUUUUAAUGUCUGUCGGUGCAGUAACUUUGGCUGGGAUUAUAUAUAUCAUAUUUGCAAUACGAUUUAAGGAAGUAGUGGCAAGUGGACAGGGACAUAUACUAAAGAAAUUAAAAACAUACACAGAUAAUGUGUAGCAUAAUCAGUUCCUGGUUUUGCAGAGAAAACUUCAUUUCUCUCCAAAUUAUUAUAAAUAGGUUAGUUCACUUGAGUUAAUUACUGAACAACAGACUGGCAUUAGUUUCCAGCUGUGUGUGACUGUGACAUUUUUUAAAAUUUACUGACCUUGCACGUUGAUUAGUUACACUUGGUCUUGCUUUUUGUCUGCUUAUGGUUUUACAUGUGGUUUAAGAUUAAUUCUUGCUUUCACAUUAAGUUUUCUUAACAUAGCAUAGUUUAUGCUCCAUGUGAAUAUUUUAGGAUAUGUGUAACUAAAUUUUUUGUUACAUGUUGAUAUGGUAAUUUCAGAGUAGGCGUUUUUAUUAUGUGGCAUGCUUUUCACAGAGCACCAUAGUUGCAAGUUUAUAUAGAGUUUCUCUUGCAUCAUUUUAUAGAUCAUUUUAUAGUAGGAUGCUGUCAGAGAUAUGUGAUUUCCGGACUUGUAUACAUUAUUAUAUAAAUAUAAUAUAUAAAAUGAAUUAAUAUAAAAUAUAUAAUAUAACAAAUAUUUUAUGAGAGAUUUUUUUGCACAUAAAGGAUUUAUGAAAGGCUGUACAUAGUUAUUUUAAGUUUCUGUGUCAGGAUCAGAAAGGGUGUGUUGUGUAUUUAAAACUUUUGCAUGUGUUCCUACUAUUUUACAAGUAAUGACCUAUCAUUCUUAAGCUGUCCUUAUUGAUAGCUUGUUUAGAAACUAUCUUUGUUGACAGUUUGCUUAACUUAUAUGGAUUGGCAGUUUGUUAUUUUGGUCCUUGUUAGCUUUACUACAUCUGCAAAACUGUCUUGCACAAUUUAUUCACAAUGCACACACAUUCUCUGAAACUGUUUAUAUCCGCGGAACUGUAGAUAUGUUAUUCAACAGCAGAAAAUUAUUAAUUUGUUUUUGUUUUUUGUUUUUUUCUUCCUGCAAUGCUUGUGCAGGUAAUGUAAAAGUUUUUAUUAUUUUUUUAAUGUGGUUUUAACAAUAUAUGUAAGGCCAACUUUAUGUAAAAUUGUUGUUUAUAUUUCGUCAAAUUUUGAAAUUGUUUACAUCAUUAUAAUUUCUAAUAAUAUAUUCAAUUAAUAUAUUCAAUUUGUUAUAUUUAGGCUCUGUUAUUGUUUUUCUUUGAAAAUUCCACAGCUUAUUUUCUUAUACUAAAUGAAAUUUUCAGCCUACUUGUGAGU